Paramuricea clavata is the source of this 646-nucleotide messenger RNA. The record is from the annotation of a GenBank genome assembly. Lineage: Eukaryota; Metazoa; Cnidaria; Anthozoa; Malacalcyonacea; Plexauridae.
AUGAGCGAAGAUUUGGACGAGAGCUUGCCUUUCCAAGACUUAGAAAGCAUCUGGUCGUGUUCAGAGGAAGAUUUGGAGACGUCUAUGCAUAAUCUAUCGCUGAAUGACGAGGAUUAUGGUAAGUGUUGACAAAUUGAUACAAGCCAUGUGUGCAGGGCAUAUAAUUUCUGUUGGAAAUAUCGCAAUAUUUGCAUAAACCGCUUUUUAUAUUGUCAUUUUUCGUCACAUCAGAUAAUGAUAAACAGAGAACAAGCACUCGUAUACAAGAAAUACAUCAGAUAAUGAUAAACGGAGAACAAGCACUCCUAUACAAGAAGAAGGCAACGUGAAAAGCCCCGCGCAAGGAAAGCACACAUUCACGGCUCCAUCAACAAAGCAAACUCCAUAUUUGCCACCGUUGAAGAGAGUUUGUGUUGGUAAGUUUGAAAAAUAGUUUCAUAUAUUCAAAAUUAUAUAUCUCUUUGAACAAACUUUAUCGCGUGCGAGAUUUCAUUGGAUUUAUAAUUUAUUAAAUAGCUUAUAAUAAUUCAAUUGUUCAGGAAAAUCCCUAUCAGGGAAACAACGAUUGGAUCAAAGAAAGGCCACUACAAUUGUUUUAAAAGAUGGUUUUGAAUUGCACGACAACAGUGAACAGUCAAACACCUAA